AUGGCGUAUAUGUUACCACAUUUACAUAAUGGCUGGCAAGUUGAUCAGGCCAUUCUGUCGGAAGAAGAUAAAGUCGUUGUCAUUCGUUUUGGACACGAUUGGGAUCCGACAUGUAUGAAAAUGGAUGAAGUUUUAUUCAAAGUCGCAGAGAAAAUCAAGAACUUCGCCGUAACCUAUCUAGUCGAUGUUACCGAAACACCCGAUUUUAACAAAAUGUAUGAAUUGUACGAUCCAUGCACUGUCAUGUUCUUCUAUCGUAAUAAGCACAUCAUGAUCGAUCUGGGUACUGGUAAUAACAAUAAAAUCAGCUGGGCUUUAGAGGAUACUCAAGAAUUCAUUGAUAUUGUUGAAACUGUCUAUCGUGGCGCUCGCAAAGGUCGUGGUUUAGUUAUAUCGCCAAAGGAUUAUUCCACGAAAUAUCGCUAUUAA
Messenger RNA from Adineta ricciae, 429 nucleotides. Lineage: Eukaryota; Metazoa; Rotifera; Eurotatoria; Adinetida; Adinetidae. The record is from the annotation of a GenBank genome assembly.